AUGGCCAGAGUAGACGUCCAGCAGAGUGUUCCCUCGCACCUUCGUACUGUGCCGGGUUCAUUCAACAUCCCACCAGCAAGUCUCCCAGCACCAUCGAAAGUCGGCACCUUCGAUCCAGAGCGGGUUGCGUCCGACCUAGUGGAUGUUUUCAAUCUCGCCCUCGACCAACACAACUACCCCAAAGUUACAAGCUUGUUUACAGACAAUGGAUUUUGGCGUGACCACCUAGCCUUAUCCUGGCAACUUCGAACCGUGCACGGCCAUGAGGCUAUCUUGAAGUACUUGGAGAGAUGCUCUGAGUCUAGAGACGGCAUGCGACUCCGCAGAAUUUCAAUUGACCGGAGCUCCUCUGUGCGCGCCCCCAAGGCGUGGGUGCUUGAUGGAGCUGGCGAAGUCCAGGGCAUCCAGUUCUUCUUUGAGGCAGAAACAGUUCAUGGAUCUGCUGUCGGAGUCGCACGCCUCGCAAUGCAAAAUGAUGGUUGGAAAAUAUUUACUUUAUUCACUUCCCUGCAAGAAUUGAAGGGCCAUGAGGAGCUUCUUGGACAUCGAAGACCAAAGGGAGCGCAACACGGAGACCACCCAGACCGCAAGAACUGGGCCGAGAGACGAGCUGAUUCGAUGGCUUAUAUUGACAACUGUGAACCGACUGUGAUUAUUAUCGGUGCCGGACAGGGUGGUUUGACAGCUGCUGCGAGACUGAAGAUGCUAGGUGUGGAUUCUCUCAUCAUCGACAAAAAUGAGUCAGUCGGAGACAACUGGCGUCUUCGCUAUCGUCAGCUCGUCUUGCAUGAUCCUGUGUGGUACGACCAUAUGCCCUAUGUGAAAUUUCCAGCCCAUUGGCCCAUUUUCACGCCCAAGGACAAGCUGGCCGAAUUCUUCGAGUGCUAUGUUAAGAUGCUAGAACUUAAUGUUUGGAAUAGAACGACUAUCUCUCACUGCGAAUGGGACGAGCAAACUACCACCUGGACCGUGUCGCUCUCUCAAAAGCAAAGCGAUGGGACCUGCCAAGUCAGAACAUUCCACCCGCGCCAUAUUAUCCAAGCCACAGGACAUUCCGGCAAGAUGAAGAUGCCCUAUAUCCCGGGUAUGGAAAACUUCCAGGGUAAACGUCUCUGUCAUUCCUCGCAAUUUCCUGGCGCAGAGAAAAAUGGUUCUGGCAAGAAAGCCAUUGUUGUGGGCUCCUGUAACUCAGCCCACGACAUUGCACAGGAUUACCAAGAGAAAGGCUAUGAUAUCACGAUGGUCCAGAGAUCAACAACCUGUGUCGUUUCCUCGGCUGCUAUCACUAAGAUUGGUCUAAAGGGCCUCUACGAGGAGGAUGGUCCGCCGGUGGAAGAUGCAGACCUUCUACUGCACGGUACCCCUACACCAGUCUUGAAAGUGCUUCAAGCUCACAUCACUUCAAAAGAAGUCGAGCAUGAUCGGGAGCUCCUGGAUGGACUUGAAAGGGCUGGAUUCAAGGUCGAUCAUGGCCCUGAUGGCUCUGGGCUACUGAUGAAGUAUUUCCAGCGUGGCGGUGGCUACUACAUUGAUGUUGGUGCCUCACAAAUGAUCAUAGACGGCAAAAUCAAGGUGAAACAAGGCCAGGAGAUCGCCGAGGUGCUGCCUCAUGGCUUGAGGUUUGCCGAUGGAUCUGAGCUGGAAGCCGAUGAAAUCAUCUUCGCCACUGGAUACGACAACAUGCGCACGCAAACUGGCAUGCUUUUGGGCAAUAAGGUCGCCGACAAGGUUUCUGAUGUCUGGGGCUAUAAUGAAGAGGGAGAAAUCAGAACCAUGUGGCAGGAUAGUGGCCACCAAGGAUUUUACUUCCAUGGGGGCAAUCUAGCAACGGCAAGAUACUACUCCAAGGUGUUGGCCCUCCAGAUCAAAGCCCUCGAGGAAGGUAUCCAUCGGUAUGGGGAAAUCUGA
Molecule: messenger RNA, 1908 nt
Organism: Aspergillus fumigatus Af293
Lineage: Eukaryota; Fungi; Ascomycota; Eurotiomycetes; Eurotiales; Aspergillaceae
Product: putative flavin-containing monooxygenase
Molecular function (GO): flavin adenine dinucleotide binding; monooxygenase activity
Source: RefSeq, a predicted model, not a curated record